GAGGGCCCACGAUAGAGUGUUUUUAUUUCUUGCUUUUGUUUCACGUCCAGAAAAUAACAGCAAUGGUGGAUAUUUAAAGAAAUGUCCAUAUCAGAUCGUUCGUGUGACAUUUUCGUAAUAAUUACCGGAUUGAUAUCAGAGCCAAAUCCACAGGAGGGAGGAUGAAGCGGCGCAAUGCGGAUUGCAGCAAGCUCCGACGCCCGUUAAAACGGAACCGAAUCACCGAGGGUAUAUAUAGCAGUACCUUCCUGUACCUGAAGUUUCUGGUGGUGUGGGUGCUGGUGCUGCUGGCAGACUUUGUGUUGGAGUUCAGGUUUGAGUACCUGUGGCCCUUCUGGCUCUUCAUACGCAGUGUCUACGACUCCUUCAGAUACCAGGGGCUGGCGUUCUCAGUGUUCUUUGUGUGUGUGGCGUUUACGUCUGACAUCAUCAGCCUCCUCUUUAUCCCUGUCCAAUGGCUGUUCUUCGCCGCCAGCACCUACGUCUGGGUCCAGUAUGUCUGGCACACAGAGAGAGGAGUGUGUCUUCCCACCGUAUCGCUAUGGAUACUGUUUGUUUACAUGGAAGCUGCCAUCCGCUUCAAGGACCUGAAGAACUUCCACGUGGACCUGUGUCGACCCUUCGCUGCUCACUGUAUUGGCUACCCGGUGGUGACUCUGGGCUUUGGCUUUAAGAGCUACGUCAGCUACAAGAUGAGACUGAGGAAACAGAAAGAGGUGCAGAAGGAGAAUGAGUUCUACAUGCAGCUCCUACAGCAGGCUCUGCCCCCGGAGCAACAGAUGCUACAGAGACAGGAGAGAGAGGCAGAGGAGGCGGCCAUGGCUAAAGGUGUGUCAUCAGAUGUGGACCCUACCCCGUCGGUUUCCCAAAAUGGGUCAACUCCCGGAAAGAAGACCCCCGUUAACGCUUCCGUUACCUUACCGGAACUGGAGUUCCGGGAGAAAGGGAGAGACGGGAACAGCAAGGAACGGGAGGGCAAACAACAACAACAACAACACACAAUAGGAAUCAACAACAACAGUAUCCUCCACACAUUGGACUCCACAUUACAGGAGACGGAGUAUAUGGAGAACAUAAGGGGGAAGAGACUGAACAACGACCUCGGAGGAGGAGAGAUCACACACACAGGCAACACACACACUCCCAAAGAGGAGGUGGGAGGGACAGGGGUAGGGGGAGGGAAGAACUGCAAAAAUGCCAGCGGGGGCGGUGUGGCCACAAACUCCUCCCCUCGGAAUCACAGCGCCACCAAUGGGACCGUGCCGUCGUCUGGCUUGUCCAGUAAGAACGAGAAAAAGACUAAGUCUGCCGGGAAGGGAGGAGCCAAUCAGAAGGAUCCCGUGGAGAACUGUAUUCCCAAUAAUCAACUGGGCAAGCCUGACGCUCUCGUGCGGUUGGAGCAGGAUGUGAAACGGCUGAAGGCGGACCUGCAGGCGAGCCGUCAGUUGGAGUCAGAUUUACGUUCUCACCUCUCCUCCCUGACCAGCCAGGACAGGAGUCUGCGCUCAGAGCUGGGCCAGCUGCGACAAGACAACGAGAUGCUGCAGAACAAUGCUGACCAGGCCAAGCAAAAGGACAAGCAGACCAUCUCCCAGCUAGAGAAGAAGCUGAAGGCAGAGCAGGAGGCCCGGGCGCUGGCGGAGAAACAGCUGGCUGACGAGAGGAAGAGGAAGAAGGUGGAGGAAGCCACCGCAGCCCGGGCUGUAGCACUAGCCGUAGCCUCCAGGGGUGAGUGUACCGACUCCUUGCGUGGGCGGAUCAGAGAGUUGGAGACGGAGUGUAAGAAACUCAACAUCGACGUGAAACUGGAAGAAGAGCACAUUAGAGAGCUGGAGGGGAAAUGCCAGGAGCUGCGUAAGUACAAGGAGAAUGAGAAGGACAUGGAGGUGUUGAUGUCUGCGCUGUCGGCCAUGCAGGAUAAAACCCAGCACCUGGAGAACAGCCUGUCUGCUGAGACCAGGAUCAAACUAGACCUCUUCUCUGCCCUGGGAGACGCCAAGAGACAGCUGGAGAUCGCACAAGGUCAGAUCCACCAGAGAGACCAGGAGAUAGCGGAGUUGAAGCAGAAGAUAGCGGAGGUGAUGGCGGUGAUGCCCAGUAUCUCCUACAGCAACGACAGCAGCAGCCUCAGCCCGGUUACGCCGCACUACUCCUCCAAGUUCAUGGACAAUAGUCCCUCUUCUCUUGAUCCCAAUGCAUCUGUCUACCAGCCACUCAAAAAGUGACAGUAGCACACACACAUUAAUACACACUAACACACUUACUCACAAGGCAGCAUACAUAGUCCCAUUACACACAUUAAUACACACUAACACACUUACUCACAAGGCAGCAUACAUAGUCCCAUUACACACAUUAAUACACACUAACACACUUACUCACAAGGCAGCAUACAUAGUCCCAUUACACACAUUAAUACACACUAACACACUUACUCACAAGGCAGCAUACAUAGUCCCAUUACACACAUUAAUACACACUAACACUCUUACUCACAAGGCAGCAUACAUAGUCCCAUUACACACAUUAAUACACACUAACACACUUACUCACAAGGCAGCAUACAUAGUCCCAUUACACACAUUAAUACACACUAACACACUUACUCACAAGGCAGCA
Messenger RNA from Oncorhynchus masou masou (cherry salmon), 2619 nucleotides. Its product is annotated as macoilin-1-like. NCBI's taxonomy places the organism in Eukaryota, Metazoa, Chordata, Actinopteri, Salmoniformes, Salmonidae. Gene Ontology annotation, biological process: neuronal signal transduction. The transcript is spliced from 11 exons. Bases 162 to 2225 code for a protein of 687 amino acids. Gene Ontology annotation, cellular component: rough endoplasmic reticulum membrane. The record is from RefSeq and is a predicted model, not a curated record.